UCUUCAUGAAAGCCCGUUCACAAAUUCAGAGAUUUAUCUUCCUGCACACAGCUGACAUAGUGUUGCUAUGAGAACCUGGAGUUAAUUACUAUGAUUUACUGAUGAUUAGAGAGCCGAGCAGAGAUUUUGUCGUUACAUUACCACACACUGCCAGAGACCAACCGUGGUUUCCAGGGAAACUGGAAAUGUGAAGCUUUUUCAAUAGACACAGGCACGGCUCAAAGAGCGAGGAUUGCUUAAGAUAGAUUCUUCUAGAGACAAACCUGUAGCUGCUGCAAUCACUAUCAAUCAACAGGAGAGAUAUACGGACAGAUGUGGGUCUCAAUCAGCGCCGAGAUUUGUGAUGUUUGACCCAAAUCAGACAGAGAGUUAUGGAGAGGCGUCAGUCUGAGUUGGACUGCUGAGGUAUGUGUGCUGCUCGUGAUUUCAUACAGUUUGCUCCGUGCUCUUUGUUUUCUUAGACUAGAAAAGUACAGAUUUCCUGCGCAGCAUAGCUCAUUUAUGUGAUUUUUGAAUCAGCAGUUUAAACCUGAACUAUGUGGAUGAUUCUUUCGGGGCAGAAAGAUGGAAUAUGAGAUGAAAUGAAACUGAUAAAUGCACCUUAAAAGCGAGUUUGUAAAAAUGUGGUUAAAUGACGUGUUUAAUAACCAUAUUUGCAUAUUUGUUACAUAUCAUAGAGUGUUUUUCUCCAAAAAAAAAAAAAAAAAAAAAGCUGUGAGUUGUUUUCAUCGAACGGCAGCAGUGAUGUAACACUGCUACAUGCCUCUGUUGUGAUGCUUGACAUCAAUACCUAGAGUCGGAAAAUAUUUUUUUAUCACAAACCGUACCCUCUUUUACUCUCGACACAUGCUGGGACUUGACGUUCCAGUUUCAGUUUGAAUCUUAGGAGAACUGAACGUGAUUUUGUGUUAUUCCUUGCAGGUUUCUCACCACUUUGAUGCACAGACAGAAUGGGAAGUCUUAAAGAUGAGAUGAGAGGACUAUCAGAGGACCACAAGCCGUGUGAGAAGGCAGAUGAUGGAGAGCGUCCAGGCGGCUCAGAUGGCAGCGCUGAGCCUGAGGGACCUCAGAUAAACACAAGUCAAGAGUCAUCAACACAACAGAGCUAUCAGCCAAAACUCCACAUGAAUGCCAGCUACGAUGAAGAGACGGACAAGAAUCCAAUAUCAAAAGAUGACGAGGAUUCAGGAGUGUGUGACAAUGCUGAUCAAACAGACUCUUCAGAGAUGAAGGACUUAGAAGAAAUCUGUCAAACACAAGACCUUGACGCAACAAAGGAUACAAAAAACAACACAAAACCCCCCAACGAGAUCCUGAUAGAUGGAGAAAGUAACAGUGGAAUUCAGGGGGGGACAUCAGAGGGCAAAAACAAGGGUCAUGAAAAAGAGAAAGAGACAGAAAUCGGAAAUAUCACCAUCCCUGUCCCACUCACUCCAGGCCCCAGUGAGCCCUGCACCCCGGCGCCCUUCGGCCAGCACCACAUGCGCACACAGGUCAGUCUGGAGGUGGUCCAGUGUCACUCUGCAGCCACCAGCCCCAUGACGCCUCCAGAGGGAAGCCAUUCCUUCUUCUUUCCAAGCUCUUUAGGGAGAUCUACAACUGUGGGUGGUGACACUAAAGACGCAGAGCUACAGGUGGGCCGGCAGAUGGAGUUCUGCUCAGUUGCCACCUCCCCUAUGACCCCGAAGACACCAUUCACCACAGCUUUUCCUGAGCUGAACGGGAGGGAGAUGGUGCAGAAGAGGGAGGAGAGGGUGAAACAGAGGGAGGGGAGGGAGGUGACGGGGAGUUUCCCUGCAGCCAAAAGCCAAGCAGAGACAGAGGCAGAGAAAGCAGGGGAUUCAGAAUUUAGCACAUCAAAGGAGCAGAGUGAAGGCUCAGGCACUGAUGUGUCUCCAGAGAGCUCCACCCGCUGCCCUGCCAUGGAGUUGACAGAUUCACAACUAACUGAGGGGGACAGUCAUGAGCAGUGUAAGCAGCAGAGAAUGGGAAGUGUGGAUCAAGACAUUACAAUCCUAGUGACCCACCAUGGCAACAAUGAAGGGGAAGAGGAGGAGAGGGCUGAGUCAUCUCCUAAUCCCCUGGAGACAGAGAUGGUCAAGAUAGAUGAAAGAGAGGAAAUUGGAGGUGAAAACAACGUAAAGAGGGAGGAUGUAAAGGAGCAAAUCCUCACCGAAGCACCUGAUCAUGCAGAGAACGACUCAAACUCAACCCUGGCGCAAACCAAAACUGCAGAAUCCUCUGCCUCCGAAGCAAAAACACACACAAAAUGUGAAAACUCAGAAGUCCAAAAUGGAAAAGCUGCAUGUGAAGAUGUGAGUGAGGUUCCUGGAGUAAAACAUGCCAUCCCUGAGUCUCCUGCUCCCUUUGGCUGUCACAACAUGCGUACACAAGUGAGCUUGGAGGUGGUGCAGUGUCAGUCUGCAGCGACCAGCCCCAUGACCCCACCCGAGGGGGACCAAGCCUUCUGUUUCCCCAGUGCCCAUGUGAGAUGUGAAGCCGUGGGUGCAGAGACUAAGGACGCUGAGCUGCAGGUGGGUCGGCAGGUGGAGUAUCGCUCAGUGGCUACAACCCCCAUGACCCCAAGAACGCCCGUCUCCACCACUUUCCCUGAGAUCAGGAAGGAAACGAGCACAGAGGAGAAAAUAGUCGAGGUAGAUGAGGCUGAAGAGGAACAAAAAAAGGCUGGAGAAGAGGCCGUGAAGGAGGAAAGAAACUGUAAGGAGAAAUGCGAGGAGCCGAUUCAGGAGGUAAGCUGGGAUGAGAAAGGCAUGACAUGGGAGGUGUACGGGGCAGUAGUGGAGGUGACGGUGUUGGGCUCAGCCAUCCAAAAACAUCUGGAAAAGCAGGUGAGAAAGCAGAAGCUGCAGCCCUCCAUGCAUCCUCCCCCUCCGCUCAACCCGUCAGCCAUGCAUCUUGCCUCUGAGGGCACCCAUGGGGGGUCUGGCUCAGGGAAAGGGAAGAGAGGAGAGCAGGAUGGGGAGGUGGGCCGACGCAGGAGGAACCCCUUCCGUCAGCUGAUGGAGAACAUGCAGCAGCCUCACUGCUGCUCCAGAGCUCACAGCGCUGAGUGACGUGUGAAUAAACAACAGCUGCUUGAAAAAUAAGAGAAUCUGUGCUCGAGAAUCACAUGACAUCUGAGAAGUGCGGCUGGUGCACACAUAUGGUGCAUCCACAGACUCAUUUCAGAGACACUUCCAUGAAAGCGUGAGAGGCGAAUGACCUCCUCACAUGGAACAAAAAAGCACAAAAAAACUUCCAUCACGGAGGAUGGCAAACUGAGAAUCAGCCAUAUACUAUGUUUUCUGUCGUUGUGUUUUUCUUGGUGUUUUAUGUUUGAAAACUGAGCGUAAUAUAUCAGUGUCAUUGUUUGCUUUCUCCUUUAACGUUUUCACCCAGGCCAUUGAAUGAGUUAUGUUAGCUUUCGAUACAUUUUAAAGGCACUUAACACAAUAUAAAGCCAUGGAUAACUACUCUGGGUUGUUAGCAAUCCAAACUUCAAACAGGAGAGAUGACUGUGGAGUGACAGUUUUUGAUUGUGAUUUAUGACCAUGUGGUCAGGAGCUAUAAUCAGGUGUUUUAAAAGUAUGAAAGUGAAAGUGACCUGAAGGUUGCCUUGAUUCGUGUGGCGGGCGUCUCUUUAGCAUCAGUGCAAGCUUUUGUAUGUAUUAUAUUCUGCAGUUCAGAUUUGGCGCAAUGUUUUGACCUGUUUGUUUUAGUAAAGAGUUAAACAUGUACUAAAGAGGGACAAUAAUGAUCACUAAAGAAAAGUAAUGACUUACGAUACAGGGUUUUUUAUUUAUAAAUAUUUUACGUGUUUUAGUGCUUUGGUUAGUGAUUUAGAUGUGUGAUAUAAUUUACCUUAAAUGUGUUUAAAUUUAGAAGUUAUUAUGACGUUAGUGAUGUUGGUGUUCAUAUAUUUACUUCAUAAAAACAGUUGGAGAAUUUACUUUAUUUUAAUUGCAUUUGUAAUACCUUCACUUGGAUAUCAGUAAACAAAGAAUCAGCUGCUUGCAGGAAGUCACGAGAUAAUAUCGCAUGAGGUUUCACUUCCACAACAUGUUUCUCAAACUUGAACCAAACUGAAGAAAAUUUUAAACUUAUAGUACAAAAAAAAAAAAAAACCAACAAAAAAAAAAAAAAAAACAACCUCCAGGCUUCAUUUUGGCUGUAAGGGGGGGGUAAUACUUUUACAGUCUGCAAUGUUUUUAUUAUUUCUCUUUGGAUUAGCUUUUUUUAUUGUGUCAGCUGCAACAAUUUAAUAAUGUGUGUUGACAUGACUUACAAACCAUUUCUAAUCCAUGGCUAAAUAUGCUAAGAACAAUAAAGUGAUUCACAUGUGCAACAAACCAUG
Molecule: messenger RNA, 4354 nt
Organism: Xyrichtys novacula (pearly razorfish)
Lineage: Eukaryota; Metazoa; Chordata; Actinopteri; Labriformes; Labridae
Source: the annotation of a GenBank genome assembly